AUGGAUGAUGAAAAGGAUAUAUACUCACGUAUACGUUGUCCAAAAUGUGAACGACGUUUAAAUAAGCCUCAUGAAUUAAACUGCAAACAUUUAGUUUGUCGAGAUUGUCUUGAAAUUAUUCUUCAAAAUCAUCGUACAAAUGCUCGUUGUCCAACUUGUGAAAAACCUCUUGAGAACUAUGGGAUUGAAACAUAUUCAGAAUUAUCACCAAAACAUGCUGUUUCACGUCUUCUAUUAACGUUCAAUGAUGUUAAUCAAUGUGAAACUUGUAAAACUUUUACAACAGUAGAAAAAUGUUCAAAAUGUUCAAAAGAUCAAUGUGAUACAUGUUUGGAUAAACAUAUAGAAACGCAUAAUCAAACCAAAAAACAAGUGAAUACAAGUUCAGAUGAUCUUUCUAAAGAUGAAAAAGAACUUCUUGAAUCACUUAAGAAUAUUUUAACAGAAAAAGAAUAUGAAGAUUUCGUUCAAACAGCAAAACUUUAUCUCAAUGAUGCUAUUUCAAAAGGCAAUGAUACAAAUAAAUCUUCUAGAUCAAAUGAAUCACCGGUGAAUAUUGAAAAAACUCCAUUUUUCGUAGAAGCAAAACCUUAUGAUUGGUCUCAACAUGAAAGAUUUAUUGCAGAUGAUAUUUUGAAUAGUAAACCGGAACGUGUUCAACAAUUACUUCGUCUUAAUUUUACUCCUCGACCUUAUCAAAUACGAAUGGUACGAUGUGGAUUGAAAAAAGAAAAUUCACUUGUUUGUCUUCAAACUGGUGCUGGAAAAACAUUUGUUGCUGGAAUUGUUGCUAAAUUCUUUUAUAUUCUUUCACGUCAAAAACUGAAUAAUUCACCAAAUAUACCAAGACAAUUUAAAGCUGUUUUUCUCGUUCCAAUUAAAGCUUUAGUUGAUCAACAAUGUGAAGCUUUUAGAAAAGUUUUCAUCGAUGAACCUGAUUCAAUACUUCUUAAGGUUGAGAAUCAAGCUGGAGAACGAUUUAAAGAUCUGUUUAAUAAUUUCAAUAUUUUCUUUAUGACAGUACAAAAAUUUGCUAAUUUUGUUGAAGCAAAACAUGCUGAUUUAAAAAAAUUUGAUUUAGUUAUGAUUGAUGAAUGUCAUCAUUGUUAUGACAAUCAUCCAAUAAAUAACAUGAUGCGUCAAUAUCAUCGCUUACAAGCAUCCGGUUAUGAUGUACCACAAAUAAUAGCCUUAACAGCAAGUGUUGGUACAAAUAAAAAGAAUGCAUUUGAUCAUCUUGUUCAUUUAUGUGCAAAUCUUGAUUGUUUUGAUAUAUGUGCUAUUGGAAGAGGGUUGGAAGAAGAAGAACUUAAAAAUUCAACAAAUACACCAAUGGCUGAUCACAUUGUAACUGUAUCAAAAGAAGAAUAUGAUCCAAUCGUUAUAACACUUAAAGAUAAUGUUAUGAAAACCAUUGCAAAUCGUCUGGCUCUUGAUAUAUCUGCAAUGGAUAAUCAAAAAUUAGAAAAUGAACUUGUACAACGACAUAAAGAUGCUUGUAAAACGAACGACCAUGAUGCAGUUGUUGGUACUGAUUAUUUACGAAAAUUUAAUCGUUUUCUUAUAUUUUAUGAUGAUUUACCGUUGAAGCAAUGUAUGCAAUGGCUUGAAGACAAAUUAGGAUGUUCAACACCAAGUUUACCUACACGAUUUGAGAAAUUUUGUCAAGAAAAAUUAAAAGAAUUUCGUGAUUGUGCUAAACAACAAAUGCUGUCUUCAAUUAUGGACAAGCCUAAGUUACGAAAACUUAUUGAUUUGAUAACAAAGCUACAUGAUCCUGGUUGUCGAGGAUUAAUUCUUGUGCGUACUAAAUUUCAUACAGUUGCAUUGGAAGAAUUUCUUAAUAACCAUCCAGAUAUAAUGAAACGUCAAAUAGCUGUAGGACAUCUCACUGGACAAGGUUCAGCGGACGAGCUUUGUUUACCAGGCACUCAACAAGCCGUGCUUUUGAAUGAAUUUCGAAAAGGUACAAAAACUUUACUUGUUGCAACUGAUGUUGCUCAAGAAGGUUUAGAUGUAGCUGAAUGUUCUUAUGUCAUUCGUUAUGAAUUUGUAUCAAAUGAAAUCGGUACUGUUCAAAGUCGUGGACGAGCUCGAGCUUCUCAAAGUAGAUGUUUUAUUCUUACAGAAGCGCAAUCUAUAAAUUAUCAACGUGAAUUAGAGAAUCGUGAACGAGAAAAUGAAAUGAAAGAAGCAAUUGAUGAAUGGCGUAGAAGAGGAAUUGAUGAAUUUCGAACACUUGUAAACAAAGAACAAGAGGAUUUAAUAAAGGAAUUGUGUAAAAGUGAUAGUCAAUCAGGUGCUACAAAUUCUUCUCAAAAUCAUCAAAAACCCGCAAAGGAGAUACAUUGUCGUUUUUGUGAUACAUAUCUUUGUAAAGGUUCAAGUUUACGACUUCAAGGCUCAACUAUUGUUUGUGUCGAUUCAGAAUUUGAACGACUUGUUAAUCCACGGAAUUCAGCUGGAGAAAAAUUUAAUUGUCCUAACAAAACAUGUCAUAAAGAACUUGGUGUUGUUGUUCUUCUCUCACGUAAUUCUCCAGCAUAUGCAUUACACAUAACAGCAUUAAAAUUUUUUAUGAAUGAUAAAAAUGAACCCGUCCUUUUAAAAAAAUGGAGUCAGUAUCAUGGUUUUAUGAAACCAGCAGUAUAA
Adineta steineri is the source of this 2652-nucleotide messenger RNA. The record is from the annotation of a GenBank genome assembly. Lineage: Eukaryota; Metazoa; Rotifera; Eurotatoria; Adinetida; Adinetidae.